Rhea pennata is the source of this 2580-nucleotide messenger RNA. It is a transcript of the gene PROM1, whose product is annotated as prominin 1. Gene Ontology annotation, molecular function: cholesterol binding. The record is from RefSeq and is a predicted model, not a curated record. Gene Ontology annotation, cellular component: plasma membrane; cell surface; apical plasma membrane. Lineage: Eukaryota; Metazoa; Chordata; Aves; Rheiformes; Rheidae. The transcript has 25 exons. Gene Ontology annotation, biological process: camera-type eye photoreceptor cell differentiation; photoreceptor cell maintenance. The coding region runs from base 1 to 2514 and encodes 837 amino acids.
AUGGCUGUGGAACUCUGCUUGCUGCUGCUGCUGGUUUGUGGAAGUACUAUUUCAGAGGUUCAGCCCAUAUACAAACCGCCCCCUGGGACUUUGGAUUUUGGAUUUGUACCCGCCAAGACGUAUGAUACAGGUGCAUACCAUGAACCUGGACCAAUAGGAAUUUUGUUUAAAAUAGUCCAUGCUUUCCUUUAUUUAGUGCAACCCAAUUCUUUUCCUCAAGAUCUCAUCAGAAAACUAGCACAGCAGAAGUUUGGGAAUACACAGAGUGAUUAUCAAAAGCCAGAAAAUGUUGUCCUGACUCUUCAGGCCAUCUACUAUGAAAUCGGUUUUAUAGUCUCCGCAGCUUUGGGACUGCUCUUUAUUUUGUUGCUGCCUCUUGUGGGACUUUGCUUCUGUAUGUGUCGUUGCUGUGACAACUGUGGUGGGGAAAUGCAUCAGAGACAGAAGAAAAAUGCUGACUGUCAGAGGAGCUGUUUUGCAACGUUUCUUUUUGUUGCUUCUUUAAUGAUAAGUGUUGGAGUGCUUUGUGCAUAUGCUGCCAACCAGCACUUAACAAGUCAAGUUCGAGCGGCAAAGAAACUGGUUAACAGUAAUUUUAAAGAUCUGAAAAUUUUCCUUAACGACACUCCAGCGCAAAUUGACUACUUAGUAAGCCAGUACAAUACAACCAAGGAUAAAGCACUCUCUGACCUAAAUAAUGUGGGACCUUUGCUCGGUAGCAGAGUUCAAGAACAGCUGGGGAGAGAAGUACGUCCUGCACUUGAUGCAGCUCUGACAAUGGCAGGAGCGAUCAGAGAAACUAAGGAGGCACUGGAAAACGUGAGCGUCUCUGUAGAGGUUUUGCAAGAAGGCACUGAGAGGCUUCAUGCAAAUUUAACAGAUGUUAAAAUGCACCUGAGCAACACCCUCAAUGAUUCUGCAUGCUCUGCAGUUCAGGCUGCUUCAACUUGCAAUAUCAUCAGGAAUUCAUUACAUCAACUGAACAUCAAUGCCAAUUUUACUGGGCUGCCGGGGGUGAGCUCACAGCUUGCCAAGGUCAAUGAUGUCCUUAAAACAGACCUUUCUAGUUUGGUUCAAAAGGGUUAUGCAUCAUUUAAUGAUACACCAGACCUAGUGGUGAAUCAAACCAGGAACAUUUUAUCAGAUAUAAAAAAUGUGUUGGAGUCCAUUGGUGCAAAUAUCAGUAGCUUCACAAAAGCUCUCCCUGUUGAGAAGAUUUUAGCUGAUCUGACAAUAUAUCUUACACAGAGUGAAGCGUAUGUUCAAGAUUAUUUCCCAGUAGUGGAACAGUAUGAUUUUUACAGAUGGCUGGGUUGUCUCAUUCUGUGCUGCAUGGUUGUCCUGAUUCUGGUCUUUUACUACCUUGGCUUGCUAUGUGGUACCUGUGGCUAUGAUAAACAUGCUUCCCCAACUACAAGAGGUUGCAUUUCCAACACUGGAGGAAACUUUCUCAUGGCUGGUGUUGGAUUCAGUUUCCUUUUCUCCUGGGUGCUGAUGAUUGUAGUGGUGCUCACUUUUGUCACAGGUGGAAAUGUAGAAAAACUGGUCUGUGAGCCAUUUGAAGAUAAAACUUUAUUCAAGGUUUUGGAUACUCCAUAUUUGCUAAAUCAGCACUGGAAAAACUACCUUUCUGGCAUUCUGUUUAAAAAUCCAAAUAUUAACUUGACUUUUGAAAAAGUUUACAGUGAUUGCAAGGAAAACAAAGGAAUUUAUACUUCCCUUCACCUAGAAAACCUGUUCAAUAUAAAUGAGUUUCUCAAUAUUAGUAUGUAUACAGAAGAUGUAGCACUUAAAAUUGAACAUAUUCAGAUAAAUCUCAGCAAAAUCAUUUUGUUGGAUGAAAUUGGGAAGGAGAAUCUUCUGAAUUUCAGCUCUUCGGGAAUAGAAGGGAUAAACUUUGCAGCGUAUUUGACAGAGAUCAAUAAAAGUGUUACCAAGGUUGAUCUCUUAUCAUUUGCUAAUGACUUAGAAGCAAGAGCAGACCAGCUGCCAAAAGGAGCACUGGAAAAUGCCUUAAAAGGACAUGCAAACAACAUUCGAAUGAUUCAUAACCAGCAAGUUGUUCCACUGGAGCAAGCUAUGAGCACUUUAAAUCAAAGCAUCAGAUUACUGAAGAGGACAUCAUCUGAACUUAUGGUUAAAGUUAAAAAUGUCAUUAGUGCUGUUAAUGCUGCCCAGCUUCUCAUAAAUAACAAUGCUUCUCAAGUGAUUGUACAGGAAACAAAGAAGUUCAUGGAUACCGUAAUUGGCUACUUUGAGCAAUACGUUGAGUGGGUCAAGGAGUCGAUUGCCAUGGAGGUAGCAGCAUGCAAGCCUAUUGCCAAUGUGAUAGAUACAGCAGUAGAUAUUUUUUUAUGCAGCUAUGUAACUGAUUCUGUGAAUACCUUCUGGUUUGGUUUGGGAGGCUCUUCAAUUUUUUUAAUUCCUGCCAUUAUUUUUGCUGUAAAGCUCUCCAAAUACUAUCGUAGAAUGGAUACAGAGGAUGUCUAUGAUGACUCUAUGGAACAGUGGUAGCAGAUACUGGAAACACUAAGGGGUUAUAGAAAUGAGGCUCAAGAUUCAUCUACAGGAAUAUAUCAU